Molecule: messenger RNA, 1370 nt
Organism: Raphanus sativus (radish)
Lineage: Eukaryota; Viridiplantae; Streptophyta; Magnoliopsida; Brassicales; Brassicaceae
Exons: 5
Coding region: 130-1035 (301 amino acids)
Source: RefSeq, a predicted model, not a curated record
AAACCUUUUCUGUCUACUUGCUCUCUCUCUCUCUCUCUCUCUCUCUCUCUGGUUCAAGUUCUUUUGUUCUGUCUGUAUCUAUCCAAAGAUAUUUUCUCUGUUCUUCUAGACAAAUUAAGAUUCAUCAACAUGGAAUCUACUGAACUACAAGACAUGGAUUUCUUUAGCUCCUUUUCCGACCACAACAGCCCAACUUUCUUCACUCCAACAACAAGCUCCCUCCGAUCCUAUACCGUAUCCGAAGACCCGGAUUCACCAAGGCCACAAAACAAGGAAGAAGAAGAAAACGAGUAUGUCGAAGAGUUGACUCGCCGGAUGACUAACUAUAUGCUUCAAGAUGACGAAAAGCAUCAGAAGUCUGGUAGUGGUGGUGGUAGUGGUUGCUCUGGCUCGCCCCAGUCAACUCUUUGGUCACCUUUCGCCUCCGGUUACAGCAGCCCAAUCGGUCCUUCCCGAGAGCCAUCGCCGCCGCUAACUCCGGCAAAGGCGGUGGAGACAAAGCCUGUUAUGAUUCCUCUUCAGUCAAAACAGGCUUUAAUCGAUGACCAGAUCCGAUCUAUUCAAGCUAACUUCCAUAAAAUCAAAAAGGAGAAAGAUAAGCAACGAAACGAUGACGUGUUAGGACACAAAGCAAAGAGCUACCACCACCUCCAACAGAGACCAAGGUCAGGCGUGAAGGCGGUGUUCGUUGAAGGGUCAGGUUCCAGAAGCGGGUCGGGUGGAACUGGAGUGUUCUUACCGCGUAGUCAUGGUACUGUCGUGGAGACACGCAAGAAAUCCGGAUGUUCAACAGUAAUAAUACCAGCAAGAGUAGUUGAAGCCUUGAAAGUUCACUUUGACAAAUUGGGUGUUCCUUCUACAUUCUCUUCUGAUAUCCCUCCUUUUCAUGAUGCUUUGUUGGUGUCCAUGAAGAACAAAAACAACAAAAGUAGUUCAUCAACUCGGCCCCAAAGUGGACCACCGUACAUGGCGGAGACGUCGGCAGAGAGCCACCAAGAACCACCGGCGGAUCUGCCACAUGAAUGGACGUACUGAUCAAAACAUUGGCACAUGCCCUUGGUUGCUGAAGUUAUAGGUUUCCAAUAUAGUGGGGUCAAAAUAUAAAAUAAAUAAAAAGCUUUAAAUAAUCAUUAUUUUUGGAAAUAUGUAGAUUUUAAUCGGGGGUGAAUUUGUUCUUUUAUUAUUGAUAGUUCUAUUAGCUGGUUCAGGUAAAAUAAAUAGUUCUUGUGAUAAAAGAACAAUGAAAUAUGCAUGCGUAUGUUUAUAUAUUUGCAUGUCUAUUGUAUAAAGGUGAUGUGUUGUUUUUGGUAGGAUUCCUUGUAAUAAAAGCAUCGCCAGUGUUAUAAAAAUAAAAUUUGAUUUUAGUAUUA